CCAGUUUAGUUUGCAUUGUAUACUCGUUUUCCCGUGCCAGCAAUUAAAGCUGUGGUUUUAAGUUCAUCCUUUGUGUCUGAGUCCUGCAUUUUGGGUCCAACUCCUGCCUGCCACAGAGCGCUUCAUGACACUACUGCUUUUUAACUCUUUCUUACCUUUCAUGUUGUAUUACUUUUAAUUCAGUUGUUAUACAUUGUAUAUUGUUGUAACCUGGCUUUGUAAAGCAUAUUGUGACUGUUAUUUUUGAAAUAUGCAUUAAAAUAAUUUUAAUCUGCUUGGGGUUUUUUGUUUGUUUGUUUUUUCACUUUCAACCUGUCACUACUAAAAUGCAUGUCUGCGUAUUCUUGCAGCAUGAGGAAGCCUCCAUAAAGAUGUUUGAUUACUUACUGGAGGAAAAUGGCCUGAAGCCAGUGAUGGAGCAGUAUGGGCUGGAAAUAAAAGACAAAAAGGAAAACGACCUGGUGUUCAUUAAAGGAAUGAUUGAUGACACUCAGAAAAAAACAGCUCAGCACAAGCAGUAUCCAGGUCGAGAGAAGGAAAAAUCCUUUCUCUAUGAAAUUGUGUCAAACAAGGAAACCGGCAUUGAUGUUGACAAGUUUGACUACUUUGCCAGGGACUGCCACCACCUGGGCAUCCAGAACAACUUUGACCAUCAGCGCUUCAUCAUGUUUGCCAGGGUGUGUGAUGUGAAUGGGAGUAAGCACAUUUGCUCUAGAGACAAGGAAAUAGAAAAUCUGUAUGACAUAUUCCACACAAGGCACUCUAUCCACAGAAGAGCCUGCCAGCACAAGAUAAAAAUGGCUGUAGAAAUUAUGAUCAAAGAUGCCCUCCUACUAGCAGAUAAGGAUCCAUACAUCCAAAUUGAAAUUUCAAAUGGAAAUGGAACUUCAGAGAAGGUUCCUCUCUCCAAAGCCAAAGAUAAAAUGGAGGCAUACAUAAAGCUGACAGAUCAGGUCAUUGAAAGAAUACUCAACUCUUCUUCAGAUUCUCUGAAGGAGGCAAGGGAGAUUCUACACAGGGUCAUGACUCGGGAUCUGUACCGCUGUGUGGGUCAAGCCACGAAAAAAGAGGAACCGAAAAUGUCAGGGGAGAUGAGGGAAAGUUUAAACAAAAUGGUUAAAGGCAUUCUUGAGGGCGGGGAAGGCGAGUUUGAAGUUAUUGUUGUUCCUUUGGACUCUGGGAAGGAAGACAAUGACCCCAUCAGUAAAGCGUUUUUCUAUCGCAAGGAUAACCCUAACAAAGCAAUCCCAAUCGCCGAACCAGAAGUGAGAAUUACAGCCUUGAUUUCCAUGUGUCACACAUGACACAUGUGUCCAUGUGUCAUGUGUUCUUUUUUUAAUGCAGCUCCAUAAGACAACAUUGGCUGUGUAAUAUGUCAUUUUUAUGCUGCUGUCCCUGAUGGCAGGUGUCCAGGUUUCUCCCACAGUGGUGUUUUGAGGAGAUACUUAGGGUUUACUGGAAGGAAAAGAGAGAGAAGUUUACAGAACAGUUUACAUUUUGGCAAAAAGUCAAAAGGCACAUAAAAGGCUGUGUUUAUCAAAGAAGUAAGUGCGCAUGCGCCAUUAGCGUGCUGCCUGCUGUAACCCUAAUUUCCUUCGGGAUUAAUAAAGUAUUCUGAUUCUGAUUCUGAAGCCAUGUACAUGUAGACAUAACCUAAAUUGUCAUCAGAGGCUGACACAGCGGUUCUUAUUCUCAGACAUGUCCAGGCUUGUCUCAUGCAGUAGUAGUCUUUCAUGAUUCAUCAACAAAACUUAGAAUAUAAUUCUCUUUACUUGAAGCUGGACGAGUGUGUUGUUGAAAGGAAAACUAGUAAGUUAAUCAUAGCCAAGCUGCUGCAAGGGGAAAAAACCAAUACAAAAUCAGCCUUAUUAUAGAUUCAUGACAGGACAAGUGGUGUGUGCUGUUCUGACACUACCUUAUCACACAGUACACUCUUCACAUCCAGUACACAUUCAUCAUCACAUUCUUCAUGUAAUCCCAGACAAACUCGAUGAUGUUGAGAUCAGGGCUCUGUGUGAGCCAUACCAUCACUUCCAAUACUUCUUGUCCUUCUUUAUUCUGAAGAUAAUGUUAAUGACUUUGGCUGUAUGUUUGGGGUUGUUGUCCUGCUGCAGAAAUAAUUUGGGGCCGAUAAACAAUCAUUUAUAUUUCUCAAAGGAUUCUUUGUUUACACCAUUUUUUUUACACCUGCCUAAAAUGUUUGUACAGUACUAUAUAUCGUAAAUAACGUUUUGGAACAGUUUGAAUUUGGUGGGUAACAAAAAUCCUGUUUGAAACAGAGAAAUUAAGAAAAACAGAUUUUCUUUAAACAUUUGGUUUCGAGUUAUUGUGUUUUCUGCACUGACUAAAUCCUUUUCUUCACUGUCCUGCUUUGCCCCUUUCCCAGGUCAAGAAAAAACAUAAACAGGAAAAAUUGGUAAGAAUGAGAACAGCUCAUAAAACAAGAUUAACAAAACAAUAAUAUUAACACA
Haplochromis burtoni (Burton's mouthbrooder) is the source of this 2471-nucleotide messenger RNA. RefSeq names its product deoxynucleoside triphosphate triphosphohydrolase SAMHD1-like. Gene Ontology annotation, biological process: regulation of innate immune response; defense response to virus; dGTP catabolic process. The transcript has 9 exons. Lineage: Eukaryota; Metazoa; Chordata; Actinopteri; Cichliformes; Cichlidae. Bases 327 to 1304 code for a protein of 325 amino acids. Gene Ontology annotation, molecular function: dGTPase activity. Gene Ontology annotation, cellular component: nucleus. The record is from RefSeq and is a predicted model, not a curated record.